Molecule: messenger RNA, 1083 nt
Organism: Fonsecaea multimorphosa CBS 102226
Lineage: Eukaryota; Fungi; Ascomycota; Eurotiomycetes; Chaetothyriales; Herpotrichiellaceae
Exons: 1
Coding region: 1-1083 (360 amino acids)
Cellular component (GO): nucleus; cytoplasm
Source: RefSeq, a predicted model, not a curated record
AUGGCUGCCGAAACAGCGACGAAGCGAAUCAAGCCCGAUCCCCUCAUCAUUGGCACCCACAAUGGUCACUUCCAUGCGGAUGAAGCCCUUGCAGUCUACAUGCUGCGUCUUCUUCCCGAGUAUGCCUCUGCUGCCCUUGUACGCACUCGAGAUCCCACGCUCUUAGAGACCUGUCACACUGUCGUCGAUGUCGGUGGUGAGUAUGACGCCUCCAAGAAUCGCUAUGACCACCAUCAACGUUCCUUCGCAACUGCCUUCCCCGACCACAAGACAAAACUCUCCUCUGCUGGGCUAGUCUACAUGCAUUUUGGCAAAGCCAUUAUUGCUCAACAUAUCAAACUCCCAAUCGACCACCCCGACGUGGACCUGCUUUACCGUAAACUGUACGACGACUUCAUUGAGGCGGUCGAUGCUAAUGACAACGGAAUUUCAAAGUAUGAUGGUUCGCAGCUGGAACAGGCAGGCAUCGAGCAGAAGUUCAAGGACAGUGGAAUAACACUUGCAAGUUUGGUCAAUGACUUGAACCAUGAAGACCCUUUGACACUGGGUGCGCCCUCACGGUCUACUGAAGAUCAGCCUCAGGCUGAGGAGGACUACAGAUUCACUCAGGCUUCAACCCUCAUGGGUACCGCUUUCUUGCGCAAACUCCAUGGCGCUGCCACUGCCUGGCUUCCUGCACGGGCCAUUGUCAAAGAGGCAUUUCAGUCGCGCAGCCAAGAACAUCCUUCUGGUCAACUGAUUGUCUUGCCACGCGCCGGUAUACCUUGGAAGGAGCAUCUGUACAAUAUCGAAGAUGAAGACAAACUGCCUGCAGACCAAAAGAUUCUCUACGUGAUAUAUCCCGAAAAAGAGGAGCCCGGGUCCAAAUGGAGAAUCCAGGCUGUCAGCAAAGACUUCUCAAGCUUUGAAAAUCGAAAAAGCUUACCAGAACCGUGGCGUGGCGUGAGAGACGAGGAGCUAGAUGCUCUCCUAGGUGACGCUGUUGAAAACGGCGCAGUCUUUGUUCAUGCAAGUGGCUUCAUCGGAGGUCACAAGACCGAGGCUGGUGUCCGGGCUAUGGCUGCCUUGGCCCUAGCAGCCUGA